Messenger RNA from Cylicocyclus nassatus, 720 nucleotides. NCBI's taxonomy places the organism in Eukaryota, Metazoa, Nematoda, Chromadorea, Rhabditida, Strongylidae. The record is from the annotation of a GenBank genome assembly.
AUGGACACGCAAGCAGAGUCAUCUGACGAUCAGUCACGAGCUUCAGGCGCGCAUUCGCCAUCUUCCUUCCGCACUGUAACUAAGAAUUUUAAGACUCAAACGAGCGAGCUGCUUACAGUUUUCUUGGAUAGCGGUUCGCAGUACAGCUUUAUUUGCACUGCGUUGGCCAAACAUCUGGGCCUAACAUUCAGGAAUACCAGGACAGUGACGACCCUGACGUUUGGAGGACAUGAACUUACGGAAGAAUCGUCAGAGGUCACUCUCACGCUAUGGGAUCAAUAUGAACAUCCGAUCCAGCUUGUGCUAUGGACGCGCGAGAAGAUUACGACGGUCCCCCGAACUAACGACCGCAUCGACAAUACCAACGUCGAUCCUGCAGACAGAGUGGAUGUCGACGUGCUCAUUGGAAUAGACAACUAUUGGCGUGUUGUUGAUUUGCACAGGAAUGAGAGGCUUCCAUCAGGACUCAUCCUGUCACACACGAGAUUUGGACCAGUUCUGUCCGGCAUACAACACCCAGUUGUCUCCAAUAGUCUCUCGACCGCUCACACAUCAUCGGACGAAGACGAGCCAGAGAACGAACGACUUGAGCGUAGUCUCUUUGGACUCGAUACACUCGGAAUGGAUGAAGGCGAAGAUGUGGACGAUGCCGAAGUCAUCAGGCAGUUUUACAAUAAGGUCGCCAUUGUAGACGGCAGCAUUUAUGUCUCGUUUCCGUGA